Dreissena polymorpha is the source of this 3544-nucleotide messenger RNA. RefSeq names its product solute carrier family 12 member 9-like. The transcript has 14 exons. NCBI's taxonomy places the organism in Eukaryota, Metazoa, Mollusca, Bivalvia, Myida, Dreissenidae. Gene Ontology annotation, cellular component: membrane. Gene Ontology annotation, molecular function: potassium:chloride symporter activity. Gene Ontology annotation, biological process: cell volume homeostasis; chloride ion homeostasis; chloride transmembrane transport. The record is from RefSeq and is a predicted model, not a curated record. The coding region runs from base 462 to 3317 and encodes 951 amino acids.
AUUACGUGAAUUGUCAACAAUAUUUAAAUGUAGUCACCAACCUAAGGAAUGUUUGGCUACUGAUCAUUUGCCUGAUAUUUUUGGUUUUGUUUUCUUUGUUUUGUGUAUGUGAAAUGUGUUGUGUUUUACAUUGGGAUUUGUAUAUGAAUGGAUUUUAUUUUAAUUAUCCAGCUUAUCCGUUGUAGGGCAAACAGUUGAAUAACGAUUGCAUCAUGGUGGAUAAAGGCCGAUGUGAUACCUCAGGUGAUUAACAGUCUCACAUAAAUAAAGGAUGCAGUGAACAUCAAAAUUAAAGAGGUUGUUUUGAACCAGUUGCCUUGUUUUAUGAAAUAAGAGACUGCACACCCGACAGUAGUUAGCUGUUUUGAUGUAGCAGUAGUUAUGGAUAUUAGUGUAACUGUACAUUUUUAGAUCUUUGUUGACUGUCUGCCCAGAAUAUACAGUUUGAUGAACAAUUAGUGAUGGCGUCUAACGGCAAUGCUGAGACGAGUCGCCUGGUGAAUGUAGAGAGUGCAGAGGUGUAUGGUUGCGAGGAGCGGCUGUCUGACCUAAGUGGGAGUCUCGCUAAUGCAAGUGAGAGCCAAGGGACUGGGGACAGUGUUCCCCUAAUCCAAUCCCCCAUGGUGUGGAGACUGCCUCGGGGCAUGAGCUAUAACCCCAAACACACAAGCUCGGGGGACAUGAUUCGCACCCUGGGAACGUUUGCUGGGGUCUUCUGUCCGGUGGCCCUGGCCCAGUUUAGCACCAUGCUCUUCCUGCGAACAGGGAUGAUUGUGGGUCAGUCUGGUAUCCUGCUCACCACGGUGAUGAUGGUGCUGGCCUACCUGAUCCUGCUGCUCACAGUGUUCAGUAUCUGUGCCAUCUCAACCAACGGGGCUGUUGAGGGAGGCGGAGCAUAUUAUAUGAUCAGUCGAGCCCUGGGCCCAGAGUUUGGGGGCAGCAUAGGGCUCCUAAUCUAUGUUGCCAACAUUUUUUCCUGUGCCCUGUAUGUGGCUGGCUUCACUGAGGCCAUUCUGGACAAUUUCUCUACUGGAGGCUCCGUUACCAUGGGGACAGGUCUGCCUGCAGACUGCGCAGGCUGCUGGUGGAGGUACCUGUAUUCGUCUGUAGUCCUCCUCCUUUGCCUGCUGGUUUGCAUUGUUGGUGGAUCUCUAUUUGGCAAAACACAGGUUGUGAUUGUCCUGAUAACAAUUGUAUGCACAUUAUCUGCGUACAUCAGUGUGUUUGCCAAGAGCAAGGUGAUUAAUAUUGGCAUUCCAAAAGACAACCAUCGGUUUCCCAAUAACACCAAUCUGACGUUUCAGUAUACUGGACUGUCAGCACAUACAUUCCAUGAAAAUACUUUGGAUUCAUACACAAAUUAUGAGGGCAAGAAAGUGCCAUCAUUUCAAGAGGAUUAUUCCACUAACAAUCAGAUGAACUUUACUGCCAUGUUUGCCAUCCUCUUCAGUAGCGUUACUGGCAUCAUGAAUGGGGCAAAUAUGUCUGGGGAGCUUAAGGACCCCAGCAAGUCAAUCCCUAAAGGGACACUUGGUGCUAUCUUCUUCACCUUCACCACAUACAUGAUCUUGUUCAUCCUGAUAGGGGGCUCCUGCUCAAGGGACCUGCUGAUCAAUAACUACCUUUUCCUGCAGGACAUCAACCUCUGGAAUGGCAUGGUACUCAUUGGCAUAUUUGCAACCACCCUCUCUGCUGCCCUGGGCAACCUGAUUGGAGGCUCUCGCAUCCUAGAGGCACUGGCCAAUGACCAGCUCUUUGGGCGUAUCUUGAAUCCAGCUACCAAAACUACUAAGGGAGGUAAUCCUUACAUGGCAGUGCUGAUCACAUGGUUUUUGGUGCAGCUGGUGAUGCUGGUUGGUUCACUGAAUAUCAUAGCCCAGCCCACCACUGUUUUCUUCCUGCUGGCUUAUGCCUCUGUGAAUCUUGCCUGUGCAGCACUAGACUUGGCGUCAGCACCAAAUUUCAGGCCCACAUUCCGUUUCUACAGCUGGCACUUGUCACUGGUGGGCCUGGUUGGCUGCCUGAUUAUGUGCUUCUUGAUCAGCGUGGUCUACUCAUCCGUGACAAUCAUCUUCAUGCUGAUAAUGAUAAUCGGGUUGCACUUCCGUGCCCUGCCAUUCCAGUGGGGCUCCAUCAGCCAGGCCCUUAUCUUCCACCAGGUUCGCAAGUACCUGCUGAUGUUGGAUAUUCGCAAAGCUCAUGUGAAGUACUGGCGGCCACAUAUUUUGCUCAUGGUGUCCCGCCCUCGACAGUCUUCUGAACUCAUUGACUUCAUCAACGAUAUAAAGAAAGGAGGUCUGUAUGUUCUUGGCCAUGUGCGUGUUGGUCACCUAGACGACCACCCAGACAAGGACCCUAUACACGAGGAGUUCCCCAAGUGGUUGAAGCUGGUUGAUACCAUGCAGAUCAAGGCGUUUGUGGAGCUGUCACUGGCAAGGACCGUCUGUGAUGGACUUCAUCAACUCAUCAGGUCCACAGGCCUCGGGGGCAUGAAGAUCAACACAGUGUGCCUGGGAUUCUAUGAUAAUUCUCAAGCCGUUGAUGUCUUGAGCAAGCGCCAGGUCUCUAAAAGAGGUUUAUUUGGAAAGAGUGAAAGUAGGAAGCUUGAAAUAGGAGAGCAUUUCCGUGGAAUACGGCUGCAAGGUGGCAUGAAGGACCUGACAGCCAGGGAGUAUGUUAAAAUGGUUGCAGACUCUUUAAAAAUGCACAAAAAUGUUCUUUUGUGCAGACAUUUCAAUAUGUUGGAUAAAAAUUACAUUAAGAGCAGCAAAGGAAACUUGUUCAUCGAUGUUUGGCCUGUUAAUUUCUUUCGUCCUGAGACUGCAAGCUAUUUUGACAACACAUGUCUGUUUUUGCUGCAACUAUCUUGUAUUAUCAACAUGGUGCCUGGAUGGAAGUCAAAAACCACUCUAAGAGUGUUCCUGUUUGUGAAUGCCAACACUGACAAUGCACUGAAAAAGGAACAAAAGCUUGAAACAUAUUUACGACAGCUACGCAUUCUUGCCAAAAUCCAAACAGUACCAUGGAAAUCCAUUGAAAAGGGCAGCGACUUGAAUGAGUUUGACAUCAGCGUCAACUACCCUGACUGCCAGAUGCAGGAGUACAACCGGGUAUCGGAUGCGUUCCUCACUGCAGUGAACGCCACCAUUAAGUCAGCCUCCCAGCGCACGGCCUUGACCUUCCUCUACCUGCCCCGACCCCCCAAGGACAGCAGUCAGCUGGAGACCUACUUGGAGCAGCUGACCAGCCUCUCAGUUGACCUGCCCCCAACUGUGUUUGUACAUGGGCUGCACCCAGUGACCUCCACCACCCUGUGAGGGGGCUGGCCUUCGUUACCAGGCAACCCGCUGUACUGGCAUAGCUCUAUAGAAAAUACCAGCUAGAGGCUUUUUCUACCAAAAAUUUAUAGCGUCCUGCUGCAAAUACUUGUUAUACCCUAUUUACACAAUUUAUUUAUUCGUAGUUACAAGGCGGCGUAUUCAUUUCACUGGUAAUAUUCCCCAAGAUACUGGCUUCGUACAUUCAUAACAUGAAAAUAGUAUUU